AAAAAUUUAACUCUUCAAUUUCCUCAGAAGAGAGCAACAAAGAACUAAGAAAGAGAAGUCAAGAGCUCAGCUUCACACACGCACACACGCACCAGCACAAGCGCAAAGCACACUCGCCUAUACAUACACGGAUAUGUAUGUAAAUCCGGCCGCAUAGGCUGCUGCAUAGCAACGACGUCGUCGGAGUAACCAUAAUUUCAGCUGAUUUACCGGCGAUGCGCUUCAAUUUUGGCGGCGCCGAAACCCUAACUCUUGAAAAUGUCAUCCUCACCUCGAAAAGACCCAAUCUUUAACCCUAAUUCCGGCCCCGGCAACAAGAUGCACGACCCGCAUCCCAACAUUCGGGUUGACCCGGACGAGGCAUUGAAACAUGCCCUCCUCAAAUUGCGCCCGCGCCCCGUUUCGCAAUCCGGGUCCACCUCGCCUUACUCCGGGUCCGAACCCGACUCCGACGCGUCAAACCCUAACCCACUCCCCGCCGCCGCCGACUGCACCGCUUUGCUGUCGGAUGAGCUGUUGCUGAAAGUGUUGGAUAAGAUUCUUGACAGGAAGCAGCAUAUUACGAAUUCGUUGGUUUGCAGGAGGUGGUGCGUGCUGUGCGGGAAGCUGGUUAAGUGCAUUAGGUUAAUUGAUUGGGAGUUCUUGGAGUCAGGUAGGUUGAGCUUUCGGUUUCCAAAUUUAGAAGAUGUUAAUUUAGUUCCGGCAUGCGUCAAAUCUGCGAGAAAUUCCGGGAUUUUGCUUAGUAAUAAGUUAAUUGAGGUUCGUUUGAGUUCGGGGGUUUUGGAAAAUGGGGAAGGGUUGUUCAUUAGGAAAGGGGAUGUUUUUGAGUCCAAGGCAAUCGAUGGAGGGGUGGCGAUAUUAGCUGAAGGUUGCAAGAAUUUGAGGAGAGUAGUGUUGAUGAAUGUCACUGAAGAAGGGCUAAAUUGCUUGGCCAAGGAGUGUGAGUUGUUGCAGGAGAUGGAGUUGCACAAUUGUGGUGAUUUGGCGUUGAGGGGGAUCUAUAAUUGCAAGAAUUUGCAGAUUUUGAAAUUGAAUGGAAACAUAAAUGGUGUUUAUGAUUCUGUGGUUUCUGAUAUUGGACUGACUAUACUGGCACAGGGUUGCAGCCGGCUAGUGAAGCUCGAGUUAGUGGGAUGUGAGGGGAGUUAUGAUGGUAUUAAGGCGAUCGGGCAGUGUUGCCAGAUGUUAGAGGAGUUAACAAUAUGUAAUCAUAGGAUUGAAGGGGGGUGGUUGUCGGCCUUGUCAUACUGUCGGAACUUGAAGAGUUUGAGUUUCCAGUCGUGUAAGAAUAUUGACGAACAUCCUGGACUAGAUGAGCAUUUAGGAUCAUGUAUGAUGCUCGAGGAGUUGCAUUUGAGGAAGUGUCAAAUGCGAGACAAGAAGGGUGUAAAGGCGUUGUUUGUAGUGUGUCGAAGGAUCAGAGAGCUGGUUCUUGAGGACUGUUGGGGAUUGGACGACAGUAUCUUUGCUGCUGCCACUACUUUUAGCAGGAGCAUAAGAUCUCUCUCGCUGGAAGGAUGCUCGUUACUGACAACACAAGGACUAGAAUCAGUAGUUCUUUCUUGGAAGGAGCUCGAUAGGCUUAGAGUAGUUUCGUGUAACAAUAUUAAAGACAGCGAAAUAACUGCAGAACUAGCAACCUUAUUUUCCAUUCUCAAAGAGUUGAAGUGGCAGCCGGAUUCCCGGUCAAUGCUGUCUGCUAGCCUCGCUGGUACAGGUAUUGGGCAGAAAGGCAGUAGAUCUCUGAGAUGGAAGUGACGACAAGCGAUGCUGAUCCAAACCAUGACUCCACACAUAUGUGCUUGUAUCCCAUUUUGUUUGAGUGUAUCGGAUACAGCUUUUUCAGGUGGAGUCGACGAUUUUGGGCUGUCAAACAUUCUCUCUGUAAACUUGUUUAGCCUCUUUAAUCUUAUACAGCUUCUACCCCUUAUGAUGUAUUUUCUCAUUGAUAGUGUAGGUGUGGAGAAGCUGCAGUUUUAGUGAUGACUUUAGAUGCAGACACAAACUUUAGAAGCAUAGUCCAUGAAAACAGUUGUGGUGGCAGAGCUUCUUGUAUUUGUUACACAGCAAUUUGCUAUUCAAGCUGUAUUAUUAUGAAGUCUUCUUAUAGUCUAUAGAUGAAUAAUAGUCAUUGUUUUGUUGUUGCCAA
Messenger RNA from Salvia miltiorrhiza (redroot sage), 2149 nucleotides. RefSeq names its product F-box protein At5g51370-like. Gene Ontology annotation, molecular function: protein binding. Gene Ontology annotation, cellular component: SCF ubiquitin ligase complex. Bases 259 to 1758 code for a protein of 499 amino acids. Lineage: Eukaryota; Viridiplantae; Streptophyta; Magnoliopsida; Lamiales; Lamiaceae. The transcript is spliced from 2 exons. Gene Ontology annotation, biological process: SCF-dependent proteasomal ubiquitin-dependent protein catabolic process. The record is from RefSeq and is a predicted model, not a curated record.